AUGGAUUUAGACUCUUUUAAUUGGAACAGUGCGUCACAGCGCAAAUCAUCAAAACAACAAUCCUCGAUAAUGCCAGAAGGCGGGUGCAGACAGCGUUCUGUGGCAGAACGGCAAGGCUCCCUACGCUGCAACAAGCGAUUAUCAAGAGAUGAAAUUGCAGCGCGCCAAGUCGUUACACGAGAGUUACCAAAAUUUAACGGUAAUCCGGAGGAUUGGCCGAUGUUUUUGUCAACAUAUGAAAAUACCACUGUGAUGUGUGGCUACACUGAGGCAGAAAAUAUGAUCCGAUUAAGAACCAGCCUUAAAGGUGACGCUUAUAACGCCGUUCGAAGUUUUCUACUGCGACCCGAGACAGUAAAAAAGGCAAUGGAUGCAUUGAAAUUGCGUUUUGGUAGACCAGAAGUCAUAAUCGAACACUUGAAGGAGAAAAUUGUGGCGAUGCCUAGCAUAAAGCCAGACGCGCUGGAAAAGCUCGUUGAAUUUGCACUCGAGGUGCAAAAUCUUUGCGCCACAAUUGAGGCUAAUGAUGAGGCCGAAUAUAUGUGGGAUACCACCCUAAUCAGAGAAUUCGUGAGUAAGUUGCCACCGCAAAUUAAACUCGAUUGGGCACGGUACAAAAGAAAGUUGCCGACGAUAAAGCUAGCUACUUUCAGUAGAUGGAUAUAUCGAUUAGCAGAAGAUGUGAAUGUAGUUUUCAGCUCUCAGAGUCGAGUAAGCAAACACCAGGAGUGUCGUGCAGGUCGUAAGGAACGGUAUAUGAACACUCAUUCAGAUAUAACAUCCCAAUAUGAAAACAAGCCCACACCGAUAGCACAGAGCAAUCCUUCGGUAGGCGUAUCAAAGAGUGAAGGAAAACCUUGCCCAGUUUGCAAAGGUACAUGCAGGAACCUUGGAAAAUGUCCACGAUUCCAGGAGCUGUCAUACGAAGCCAGAUGGACGACUGUUCGUGGCUUCAACUAUUGCCGGAAAUGCUUGCAGCAACACAAGGGUGGCUGUAAUCCUGGAGUUUGCGGUAAAAACGGGUGCACCUUUAAACAUCAUGUUCUGCUUCAUAAGGAUUUGAUUGUUUCCGCAAGUACGAGUAGCGGUGUGGUAAAUCGCAAUGAGGAACGCAAUAUUCACACACAUCAGUCUUGUACCACUCCGGGAUCGUUCCGUUACCUGCCAGUAACUUUGUUCGGGAAUGGAAAGCAGGUGCAAUGCCAUGCAUUUUUAGAUGAUGGAUCGGAACUGACGCUCAUAGAUCAAGAUCUAGCCAGAGAAUUAAAAGUAGGUGGAGAUAUUCGCCCACUUUGUCCUAAAUGGACGGGAGGUACGCACCGUUACGAGUCUGACUCUCAAAGUGUUAACGUUGAGGUGUGUGGGCGCGAAGGUAAGAGGUGGUUUCUUCAGGAUGUACGAACGGUAGCGGAAUUACAAUUACCUUAUCAAUCUUUGAACAUGGAUGAACUGUGCGCAAAAUAUAAAUAUUUGCAAGGAAUACCCGUUGAUUCUUAUUCAGACGUUCGUCCACGAAUAUUGAUUGGCCUGAGGCACGCUAAUCUCAUGUUAGUACGCAAAAGUCGAGAGGGAAAAAUCGGUGACCCAAUCGCUGUUAAAACCAAUCUUGGCUGGACGGUGUAUGGUGGUUGGACAACGGAGAACGCAUCAAAUAUAGUUAGUCACUCUUACCACAUUUGCACUUGUACUGGGGAUAACGUGCGAGAUUUAAAUCAAACAGUGAAAGAUUAUUUUUCUUUGGACAGUUUGGUUGUCAAACCGAGUCAGACCAGAUUGUCGAAAAACGAUGAACGCGCGAUGCUUCUCCUCGAAUCCCGUACCCGCUUUGAUGGACAACAUUAUGAAACCGGAUUGUUGUGGUGCUCUGAUAAGACCCGUCUACCGGAUAAUAAACCAGUUGCAGUCCGGCGUUUGAAAUGUCUUGAGAAGAGAAUGGAAAAGGAUGAAGAGUUGGCUAACAUUAUGAGAAACAAGAUUGCGGAGUACAUGUCGAAAAAUUAUAUUCGUAAACUGUCGCAACAGGAACUCUCAGAAAAAUACGAGCGCGUUUGGUAUUUGCCAAUUUUUCCGGUUUACAACGUGAACAAGCCAGGAAAAGUAAGAAUGGUAUGGGAUGCAGCUGCUGAGGCCUACGGAACAUCUUUGAACUCAGUGCUUCUUACUGGACCCGACCAGCUGGCUUCUUUGGUGGGCAUUCUCUAUCAGUUUCGGGAGCACCAAAUAGGAAUUUGUGCCGAUAUCCGCGAAAUGUUCCACCAGGUGAAAAUUGUUCCUGAAGACCAACACUGCCAGCGUUUUUUAUGGCGCGAUCACGCCAGUCAGAGCGAGCCGGAUACCUACAUCAUGCAGGUGAUGACUUUCGGAGCAUGCUGUUCACCAGCCACGGCGCAAUUCGUGAAGAAUAAAAACGCCGACCGAUUUGCUGAAGAAUAUCCAGAAGCAGUUGCCGUCAUCAAGAAUAAUCAUUAUGUGGACGACAUGGUUGUGAGCGUGGAAACGGAAGAUGAAGCAGUCAGCCUAGCGGAAGCGGUUCAGUUUAUUCACAAGCAGGGCGGAUUUGAAAUCCGCAAUUGGGUGUCAAACUCACCGCUAGUGCUUACGAAGAUGAAUGAAAGGGCAUCAACAGAAAAGGAUUUAAUUAUUCCUGGAGAGCUGGCGAGUCAAAAGAUCCUUGGAAUGUGGUGGGAUACGUAUGAUGAUGUUUUUAAGUAUAAAAUAGGCUGGACGAGGUUCGAUCAACCCCUACUAAAUGGAAGCCGUUGUCCCACUAAAAGGGAGAUUCUACGGACAUUAAUGUCGAUUUACGACCCAGUUGGUCUCAUAGAUCAUUUCCUGAUUAUGUUGAAAAUUCUUCUCCAAGAAGUGUGGCGCGCUGGUGUCCAGUGGGAUGGAAAGAUUCCAGCAAACUUGUUCGACAGAUGGCGUAAUUGGCUACGUUUACUUCCAACAUUAGAACAGCUGCGUAUUCCUAGACGCUAUCAGCAAGUACUACCAUUACGGAAAGCUGAUGCUAUCGAUUUGCACGUAUUCGUUGAUGCUAGUGAAAACGCCAUGUCAGCAGUCGUGUUCUUGCGGUUUGUGAUAGAUACAAAAGUAGACUGUUCUCUGGUUGCGGCCAAGACUCGCGUUGCUCCGCUCAAAUACAUCUCCAUCCCACGUUUGGAACUUGAAGCGGCAGUUUAUGGUUGCAGAUUAGCGAAAACUGUUUUACAAAAUCUUUCGCUGGAGGUGUCGAAGCGGACGUUCUGGACGGACUCUCGAAAUGUUUUAUGUUGGUUGCGGUCUGAUCACAAAAGAUACAGCGCUUAUGUUGGAUCGCGUGUGAGUGAAUUGUUAGAAUCAACAGAUAUUUGUGAAUGGAGAUGGGUACCGAGCAAGCUCAAUGUAGCGGACGACGGAACAAGAUGGCGAGACCAGCCUGACUUAUCAUCUACAAGCAGGUGGUUUAAAGGAGCUGAAUUUUUAACGCAAGAAGAAGGAACAUGGCCGUGUCUACCGUUAAAGUCUAUUUCGACAGAAGCAGAGAUGAGAUCCAAUGUGUUGUUUCAUUGCCACGCGUCUGAGCAGAUAAUCAACAUAAGCAGGUUUUCUAACUGGCGAUGUCUGUUGGGGGCCACCGCAUAUGUCAUCCGAUUUUGUUCAAAACUUCUUCGUCGUGUCAGCAAAGAUUUUCCAGUUUCUGGGCCAUUAUCGCGUGAAGAGUUACGAAGAGCCGAGGAAUAUCAUUACCGCCAAGCUCAGCAAGACUCAUAUCAAGACGAAGUUGCAACGUUGAGAGCGGCAAGCACAACAACCAAGCAAAUUUCAAAGUCUAGUGCCUUGUACAAACUAAGCCCAUUCAUAGAUAACGUCGGUGUAAUGAGGAUGAAGGGCAGAACAGGUGUAUGUGCCUAUCUUCACAGUGAUGCGAAAAACCCAGUGAUUUUACCGCCAAACCAUCAAAUUACAUCGCUGCUGUUAAUUUACUACCACGAGAAAUAA
Wyeomyia smithii (pitcher-plant mosquito) is the source of this 3981-nucleotide messenger RNA. RefSeq lists its product as uncharacterized. NCBI's taxonomy places the organism in Eukaryota, Metazoa, Arthropoda, Insecta, Diptera, Culicidae. The transcript has a single exon. The record is from RefSeq and is a predicted model, not a curated record. Bases 1 to 3981 code for a protein of 1326 amino acids.